Harpegnathos saltator (Jerdon's jumping ant) is the source of this 3072-nucleotide messenger RNA. RefSeq lists its product as uncharacterized. Lineage: Eukaryota; Metazoa; Arthropoda; Insecta; Hymenoptera; Formicidae. The transcript has 3 exons. The coding region runs from base 1701 to 2306 and encodes 201 amino acids. The record is from RefSeq and is a predicted model, not a curated record.
UCUCUCUCUCUCUCUCUCUCUCGUUUUCCGGCAGCCGCAGCGCCGUUCUGCGUACGCCGGCUCGUUUUCUCAAGUACGGUAACCCCCGGUAACCCCCGAAGAGAGAAGACGCUACGUGAUGACGAAAAGAAGAAAAAACGCCGUCUCAGACGGCGCACUUGCGGUCGAGAGCCCUUUGAGGCCGCGCGUGUCUUUCGUGUUAGAGGCACCUUGCUCUCUUAAGCGACAGGACGACGAACCGCGGUCGGUUCCACCGACGGUAAAACCGCGCGGUCUCUUCCUUCCUGAAACGACGCUUAUUCGCGCUUUUAUACAGUCCUGCUUCGCGAUGCUUCGCGACAUUUACCUUCCACGAGCGGUAAAUCAUCCCCGGUGCGAAUUGCACCAAGUUCGUCCGAUCCGAGACCUCGCGUCAGACCGGGAAACGGCAGACGACUGCCCGCGAGAAACGCGAAGGGUAAUAAAGCCGAAAAAUACGCAAACUCCGAGGGGAAUGCGUUUCCUUAGAUUUGUCGAUAUCGUGCGCGACUCGAAGCAGAUCGCAAGCUGCUGUUGCUUUGCGAAGAGUAGAGCAUAUACUAUCAUCAUCAUCAUCAUCUCUUUUCCCUCACCUCUUCCUCACUUUUUUGAUGCGCACGGAAAAUUAAACCGUGCUCGGCAGAGGAACACUAGUUUAAUUUUUCUGUUCUAGCAAACGUGUCGCCGUAUGUAUAUUAGAAUCAAGCACCCUGCAUAUUUCGCGCGUGCACGAGAACAUUUUAUGGUGCUAUCGGAACCAAUCGUAGACGAGGAUGAAGGACCGCAAGAUACGAUCAUAGAGCUCCGGCCAGCUCGGGCUGAUAAAGCGAUAGGCCUCGCUGCGCACAGCAUAUAAUUCGCGCUGUUAAUAUAUCUCCUAUGUUGCGGAUGCUUUUACGGAAUAAUACAAUUAUUUCGACGCGUACGCGAGAAGGAAUUUUCCCUCAGAAUUGUGAAAGUGAAAAAUUUAAUAAUAAAACAUUAUUAUCCGGUAACGACAAUGUGCGUGCGUAUUCCUUGAAAAGAUAUCAUUUUCAUAACGCCCAGCAAUCAGCACACAAUUUCGGAUGAGUGAGAAUAAUCCAAGCGACCGAAAAUAUGGAGUUUGAUAGUAACGUCUUUCACGUAAGGGUGAAACAAGGUAAUUCUAGGUAAGGGGGGAGCAACAACCGUGGAUCAAAAUCAAUAUCUUUAUACCAACGUGAGAAAGCCGGACAAGAGACUACAGUUUCUCGUCGUUCGCCGCGCUCCACGACGCGAUAUUGCAGCAUCCACCUGGUAGAGGAUCAAUACCCACGGAGCUACGUGGUAGAACCUACGUCAGCAAGUGUAACAGGAAAGUAGAAUCGCGCGCGAUAAAGUGUUGCCAUUUGCACGGCAUUUGAACGGCGUUAUAAUUAUGUUAAUUCAGCGAGACACAUUUAUAUCGGAGGUAUGUAUUCGUUAUACCUUGCACAAAUAAAUAUUAUACUAUCCCAACAUGUACACAUAUGUGCACAUUUUGCAUGAGCAUUUCUGCGUCGUAUGCGCAAAAAGUUAUCAGAAAUAAAUCGUACGAAGGAUGUACAUGUUGCAAAAAGGAACUGUAGAGCAAUAUAUCUUACUCGCCGCUGUUAUUAUAUUUAUACCCAAACUCGUUACUUUUAUCUGGGGCCAUAUAAAACAAUUGUAGGUUAGUGCAAAUGUCAGUAGCGCGACAAGCCGAAUUGCGUAUCUUGACAAUAUUUUCUGGAGGUGGAAAUUGGAGGUGGAUAUAUUAUAUAAACGCAAGCAUAUCGGUUAGAAGAAGGAAGUAUCAUUAUAGAAUUUGCGUCGGAAAGAGCGGCAGUCACGUCGAGAUCGGAGCAACAAUGUUCAAAAUCGCAAGCUGCAUCUUCAUCGCCGUCUGCAUCAACUUUCAACAAGUUGUUGCAGCUGCCUCUUUCCCCUAUUCUCUGGGAUCUCUGGGAUCGCGGGAAGUGUUUGGUCCGCUAGGAUCGUUGUUAGAUAAUACGAAAGAUACAAUAUUAGAUGCAAAAUAUAAAAUAUCCGAUGUGAAAGAUAAAGUAUCGGAUGUGCAAGAUGAAAUGUUAAAUGUCUCGUUUGCGGACAUACUUCAGAAUAUAAUCGAACAGAAGGAUGAAGCUUUGCAAAAUAUCAACAACAUGAGCGAUAUGGACAAGGAAAUCGGUACGAAAAUUUCUACCGGGUUACAGAAGAUCAAGGAUAAAGGCGUGCAGUUUAUGGAAGAGGCUCAAAAUAUUCCGGCGUGUAAUAGGGUAUACAAUAUACAAUACAUUAUACAAUAGAGGACGCGCUGUCCUCAUGAAUUUGAUAUCAAAGUGUAGUGACUGCUUAUCCAACCAAAUACGAGAGGUCGAUGACGAAUUUCACGAUCUCAUUAAAGUACUAGACAUCCUGCGGGAGAAUGUACCAAAACAAAUACAGAACGUAAAACAGUGCUUGCGUGACAGAAAAGAAAUAAUAUCGUGCGUGUUUGAGGUACGUGUGUUUAUGUGUGUCUAAUCUAUCUAUAGCAGUCGUGAAAUUUUUCAUAAUCACACACAAAUCUGUCUUCUAUUUAGAAAAAGAACAGAAUUUCCAAUGAGGCAUCGAAAAGAUUAUAAAAAUCGAUUGGAUUGAGAUUAAGAUUCCGAAAGGAUUUUUCGAAAGUAUGCACUUCAUAUACGCAUUUUUUCAGGCAAUUAGAGGCAUAUCCAAGCUAGGGGUCACGGCUACGAAAGCUGGCAAGGUGUUUACUCAGUUAAGUUUUAUUUACCCAAGUUUCAAAACGUGUUGUGAGAUAGAGGCUGCCAAAUUGAUAUUAACAAAUUUAAUCGAUUUCGUCAAAGACGUGCCAUUGUGCGUUUCUCCAAGCUUUGUCAAGAACAUCCAGUGAACCACUUAUCGAUUAAUAUCUGACACUCCAUCUACUAUUAUACAUAUAUAUUACUAUUAUUACUGAGUGAGUUAGCCGAUACAAAGUUCCUACUUUUUUCACACCUUGCAAAACGACGACGUACAGAUAUAUACCAAAUACACCAAAGUCAAAUAAAUGGUAAAUUGACACUGCUA